This is a messenger RNA of Zymoseptoria tritici IPO323, 1578 nucleotides long. RefSeq lists its product as uncharacterized. Bases 1 to 1578 code for a protein of 525 amino acids. The transcript has 2 exons. Lineage: Eukaryota; Fungi; Ascomycota; Dothideomycetes; Mycosphaerellales; Mycosphaerellaceae. The record is from RefSeq and is a predicted model, not a curated record.
AUGAAGCUGUCCGCACAACCGCCGAGGCCAGUAUGGAAGCGAUAUCUCCUCGACGGCAGACUACAAGCUCUCGCCAUCAUCGCCAUCGCAAUCGGCUUGACGGUCUUCCUCGCUCGGUCCGCCAUCAACGGUAAAGAGAGCGGCAGCUUCCAGUGCGCCCCGGACGGAUCUUUGCUAUUGCCUGACCAAACAGUCGCUCCAGCGUGGGAGGCGAAAUACUUCUUCAGCAUUACCAUCGCGUGGGGCCGGUUCGACCUGAGCACGGCGAAGCUCAUCGACAUCGCCUGGGACAUUAUCGUCGGCAGAGGCGGACAACUCGGUCUAUCACUCAUGGCGUUCAGGACGAUCAGAAGAUCCAUGUUGUCGUCUUUAGAGCACGAACCUUGGCAUAUACCCGUUCUCACCCGUCUGGUACUGGAUCCUGUAUCGUUCCUCGGUCUCUGGGCUGCGCUGAAAGAUCGAUGUCGGCGCGGACCGAGGAUGUUACUCAACUACGGGUUUCUGGUCGUCUAUAUCCUGCUAUUCAGUACCAUUUCCUCAGCCAUGACGGGAUACCGUGCCGUGAUGUCACCGUACUAUCCCCAGGACGAAGGAUCAGCGUUGCCUCUUGUGGAUAGCAAGCUCACCCAGAUCUUCCCGCUGGAGCUGAUGAAUGUCACGAGGAAACCGAGCAACGGCACAUGCUGGGUGCGCACGACGCCUGAGAAUGGAUGUUUCUCGAAAGAAUUCCCCAAUUGCGUCGUCCCGCCUGUUGGCGAGUGUUACGCUUCAUGGCUACUUUACCUCCCGCGAUCAGAGCACGGAAGAUGGGGAGGAACAUACUCCACCCUCCCACCACCCCGAGACUCGCCAAUAUGCGGGUUCCUCGGCCCUCCACCGCUCGGCGGAUGCAACCACAACGGCCCCAUCCCCGAAACCUCCGGCACAUGCAAUACAACCCGUCCCUCCUCCUCCUCCGACGGUGACACAUCCAUCUCCAUCGGCUGGACCGCCUACAGCAACAACACCUACUACCUCACCACCACCAACCUCACCUUCGGGGACCCCACCACCACCUACCGCCUCCCACCCCAACCCCCUCUCCUCUGCACCUGGAACAUCACCGACUACAACUCCCCCCUGAGCCCGGGCUUCACCUCCCCGCGCUUCUACAACGACACUCAAACCGGUCAAGUCUGGAACUCCACCUGGCUGCGCGCGAAUGUCAUUUGUCAGCCGGAGAAAACUUACCAGUGGGGGUUCUCGAGUCUACUGCUGUUCACCUUGUUGAUCUAUACCAUCGUGUAUGGGGUUUUACUAUUGUUGAUGGUGUGGGAUAAUGCGUGCAGCGAGCUGGUGGGCAAGAGUGGGUGGACGGAGUGUGUGUAUCGGGAUAUUCUCGAUCUGGCGGGGGAGAUUCGGAGCGAGGUCGGCGGGGAUGAUGUGGUGGAAGAUAUGGACGGGGAGGUGUUGGGGAAGAGGAUGAGGACGACGACGGGGAAAGUCCGUCUCAGAGCCAAGAGGGAGGGAAAGGAUGUCGAUGAGGAUCAGGAGGUUGAGUUUUUGGGAGGGAGGGCGGAGGGAGGGCGAUUUGCGUAA